AAGCUGGACAGAUACUAUCGUUACAAUGGAUCUCUAACCACCCCACCCUGCUUCCAGAGUGUCAACUGGACUAUCUUUAACCAGACCAUCACCCUGUCCGAGCAACAGGUUCGACCCCAAAGUCAGAGUGGGCUUGUAAAUUAUACCACAGUAAAUCUAUCUCUACAUACACUUGUACACAUAUAUACCCCAUUUAUUCAUGUCAGAUGGAUUGACUAGAGCUAAUCUAUUUCUGUGUUCAUGCAUGAAAGUGACCAGGUACCCAGCAGUGUAUGGAGUUAAGGUGUACCAAGUAUAAAAUCAAUGAAUUAGAGAGACAUUCUAGGCACUAUAACCAUUUUAUAUAAUUGAAGUGGUUAUGGUGCCUGAAGUUCCCCGGUGCUAUCCCUCCAUUUAGUGUCAAACCAUUUCAUCUCAUUGAAGUGGUUAUAGUGCCCCUAGUCCCCUGGCAUUAUCCCUCCAUUUAGUUUUAAACCAUUCCAUCUCAUUAAAGUGGUUAUAGUGUCUGGAUUUCCCUGACGCAGUUCCUCCAUUCAGCAUUAAACCAUUUGCCAGCAGUUUAACACAAUAUAAGGGUCCCUGGCUUCCCAUGGCUUUGCCCCUCCUGGGUGUGGCUAAUAUACUUCCUUCUAACCAUACCAAUUCAUACCAGCAAUGAGGGCUGUGAUAGGCUGAAAGCAGUCAGCUGACACUCUUAUUCAAUCACAGCCACCCAUUGCUGCUCAGGCUUAUACUUCCUCAUUAACACACAGCACAGAGGCGAUGGGGCUGCUGGGAGUCUCUCGUUUAACAUUAAAAGCGGUUUAAAACUGAAUGGAGGGAUGGCACCAGGGGACUCCAGACACUAUAACCACUUCAGUGGGAUGAAGCAUUUACAGUGCCUUUUAAUCACAAUCUCAAAAGAAUCACCAUAAUUCACUGAUUUCACACCAGAAUUCUACAUAUAUUAUGAGGGUUUGUCCAAUAUAUCAGGGGUCCCAAAAACAAAAUGGCGUCAUGCAAAUAUUUCUCAAAUCUAACGAGGGAUCAUUUACUUUCUGUGUACUCCACACAAAUACGAAUACAGCAUGUUAUAUAUAUAUAUAUAUAUAUUGUUACUGUGUGAUAGAAAUGUGAUGAUGAGUAAUAAUUGUAAUAUUUUUCUCCCAGCUUGCCACACUGGAGGACAGUAUACAUUCUGACCAUGACCACGUCCUGCAGAUGAAUUUCCGACAGCCACAGAGUCUUAAUGGGCGCCUGGUUCUGUCGAGUUUUG
Molecule: messenger RNA, 1255 nt
Organism: Pelobates cultripes (western spadefoot toad)
Lineage: Eukaryota; Metazoa; Chordata; Amphibia; Anura; Pelobatidae
Source: the annotation of a GenBank genome assembly